CUCCUCACGCCCUCAGAUCGCCGGCGGCGGCUGCGUCGGAGACGAGGGCGUGGUUUGCAGCCAGAUACCCCUGAGGGUCAGAAUUGUUAUUUCUCGCCUGUGAACUGAAAGAGAACAAGAGACUACUUGCUGCUUACUGAGAAGAUAUCACAUUGACAACGACGAUCUAGCUAGAGCUGUUUUGGGCGAGCGAAGGGAACAGGCUUUACCUCCUGCAAGGAUGCCUCCUUGUGCUAAGGGAGAAGCGGCGACACAGGGGAUAAAGACGAAGCCUAUCAUCACUCUCGAGCAGCUGAAAGCCCACGACAAGAAGGGGGAUGUCUGGGUCGCGAUAGAAGGGAAGGUGUAUGACGUGUCAAAGUGGGCUGCUCACCAUCCGGGGGGGGAACACCUCUUGGAGAAUAUGGCGGGACAAGAUGCAACGGCUGUCUUCCUAGCGUUUCACACCGAGCAUGGAAGCGGCGGUCAGGCAAGAAAGAUCUUACAGUUUUUGCCACACGUCGCUGACGUGUAUCUGCCUCCCGAGACCAAGCUACAGAUUGCAUUCAGAAAGCUGCGGGAUCAAGUGGACAGUGAUGGGUUGUACAAAACAAGUGUUUCAUUCUAUGUAUGUUUGGGCAUCUGGAUAGCAUUCCUAUUCUCGGCGAUGUUGUACCUUACGCUGACUGCGCACAACAUCGCACAAGCGAUUUUUGCUGGGGCUGUCUUUGCUCUGUUCUUGCAACAGUGUGCUUUUGUUGGACAUGACACCUCGCACAACGGCAUUACCCAUCGACGAUUCACUGACAGUGUGAUCGGCUGGAUCAUUGGGCCAUCGGUGACAGGCAUCUCGACGGCCUGGUGGAAGCGAAGUCACAAUGCGCAUCAUGUAGUGACAAAUUCCACCACCCACGAUCCUGACAUCCAGCACAUGCCGGCUUUUGCCAUCACCGAAGAUCUUUUCAAGAAAGGAGGAACAUGGUCAUAUUAUCACAAGCGUCUGUUUCACUUUGACUCCUUGGCGAAGUUUCUCAUCUCAUAUCAGCAUUUCUUCUAUUACCCGAUCAUGUCGUUUGCACGGCUAAAUCUUUACCUCCAAAGUUGGUUGUUGGUGCUGAAUUUCGACGUCAAGAUGGAGUACCGUACGGUCGAGAUCGCAUGCCUGAUGAUCUACUGGACCUGGCUCUCCCUCCUCAUCUCCUGCAUGCCCUCCGUGCAGCUGCGCCUGGCCUUCUUCUUCACGUCGCACAUGCUUGCCGGCAUCCUCCACGUGCAGAUCACGAUCUCUCACUUCUCCAUGCCGACCUACACAGGUGCAUCCUUCCCUGCACAUCCAGGGGAAGAGUUUCUGCGGCAGCAGCUGUAUACCUCGAUGGACUUGGAGUCUUACUGGUGGAACAACUGGUUCUAUGGCGGACUGCAAUGGCAGGUUGCUCAUCACUUGUUUCCUCGACUGCCUCGUCAUAACCUUCCGGAGGUGAAAAAGAGGCUUCAAGUGCUGUGCCAAGAGCACGGGCUCGAGUACAAGAGCGUGGGGUGGUGGAAGGGAAAUGCAGAGAUUCUAUAUUCUCUCCGCAAGGCAGCCAUGAAGGCUCGCUCAACCAAGGUCAUCAGCUUCCAGGAGAGUUUGCUCUGGGCUGGGAUGAACGCGGAGGGCUGAAAGCUCGAGAGUUUGUAAAUAGACCCAAAAUGUUCGUGGAGCCUCUGUGUGCUCCAGAAACCUCCAGGAGAAGCCCAGCUGAUGGGCCGGGCCUGUGGCAGGUGGACAGCCUAGAGCGCGGCAGAGGAUCUAGAGUAUUGACAACUAUGUACUUAAGGUUCGUUUCAUUUCAAGCAAUCGAACCUGUC
Molecule: messenger RNA, 1827 nt
Organism: Guillardia theta CCMP2712
Lineage: Eukaryota; Cryptophyceae; Pyrenomonadales; Geminigeraceae
Exons: 14
Coding region: 221-1639 (472 amino acids)
Biological process (GO): lipid metabolic process
Cellular component (GO): membrane
Molecular function (GO): oxidoreductase activity, acting on paired donors, with oxidation of a pair of donors resulting in the reduction of molecular oxygen to two molecules of water
Source: RefSeq, a predicted model, not a curated record